ACGUGUGGUCACAUGAUUUGAGCAUCUGUUAUGAGAUAAGACACAAUCUUUUUGGAAAUAUCUCUUAAAUAUAAGUUUGGGCAAGCCACAUACGCAUCUACUAACUACUAAUACUGGAACUGUUAGAAUUACAAAUUAUUGUAAUGAAACGCCUUUGUUCAUUAGGGAGAUGGGCAUUUUGAUGUUGAGAGACUGGCAUGGCUAGCGCAACUGGUGGCAUGCCUGUAAACAAUGACUUCAAGGUGGGUUAUAUAGAAAGGGCGCAGUUCAGUUUGAAGACGAUGGGGUGCAUCCUUUAUCGAUCGUCUAGCUUAGCUAUUGGCAAUUCCUGCUGUGAACGUUUUUGAAUGAUCUGUGAUUAAUAUGAGUUGAUUAAACAGAAACACUAUGCUUUUUCCUCCAUUUUUGCUCCAAAUUCUCUUCUAAAGUGGGUUGAAUUGAUGACAGCCUCAGUUGCCAGACUAGUAUACCCGUGCACUUGAGAGAUGGCGUAUGUGUCUGACACAUCCAAAAUGUUUGAAGAAGAUAGUUGGAAUCAAGUUAAUCAGAUUCCAAGUAUGUACUCACAACAAUCAGGAUUCCAAUCGGAAAGUGAGAACUGGAUGGGAGAAAAGAAAUAUGUUCACAAAAGACAAGCACAAACUUGCGAAAAUGGCUUAAUCAAAGUUCCAAAACUUAACACAUCACAUCUUUGCCCUCAGAUGUAUCACUCUUCUGUGGAACAGUGUGUAGUAGCCAAUACAUCAAACACUACUCAUUCAGAUUGCAUUAGUUAUACAAGGCAUAACAAUCAAUUAUGCACUCAUGCUACAUCAGAGAAUGCAACUUUUGGAGUUGCUCAGGAACAGGCUGGGCACUCCAGAGAGAAACAAAUGAACAAGCUUUAUGCUCAAAAAAUAGCAAUUGGUAUAUAAUAUGAAUAGAAAUUGGCUCAUAUGUGCAUUAUUGUACCGAGUCUAAUUUUGGAGAAGGUUAACUGUUGCAACUAGAUGUAUUUAUUAACUGCAAGCAAAAUACCAUACUGCAUUUGUUGGUAUACUUAUUACUCUUCAGUCAGUUUGUGGUGGGCACUUCCCACCUUUUGCAGACUUCUGAACUUUUUUAUUAAGAUGAGAAUGCUGAAAUUGAUAUCAUUUUAUUUUCUAUGCAUCUACAAACAAAGUACUCCACUGCUUUCUAAUUUGACUCUCUUUAUCUUAGAAUAACAUGCAACUUUCUCUUCUUGUGAACAUUAUUUUUUACUCUGACCUUUUUUUACACUUACCCAAAAUUUGUUUUCCCUGACCUUGUACUGGUUGUAAAUGAUUCUGUAAGUUUAUCAUUGAAUGUAAGAUAAAGUGUUUAAUUGAGUAUUUGUUAAUUGACAUAAAGUAAUUUGUUUUUAAUAUUAUCUAUGCAUGCAUAUAAUAAUUACAUAUAAUUAAUUUACAUAUAAAAUAAUUUGUAAAUGCUGUAUAUUGUGA
Molecule: messenger RNA, 1463 nt
Organism: Gryllus bimaculatus (two-spotted cricket)
Lineage: Eukaryota; Metazoa; Arthropoda; Insecta; Orthoptera; Gryllidae
Source: the annotation of a GenBank genome assembly